Messenger RNA from Myripristis murdjan (pinecone soldierfish), 2789 nucleotides. RefSeq names its product serine/threonine-protein kinase nekl-2. Gene Ontology annotation, molecular function: protein serine/threonine kinase activity; ATP binding. The transcript has 5 exons. Gene Ontology annotation, biological process: protein phosphorylation. The record is from RefSeq and is a predicted model, not a curated record. Lineage: Eukaryota; Metazoa; Chordata; Actinopteri; Holocentriformes; Holocentridae. Bases 140 to 1528 code for a protein of 462 amino acids.
AUGGCUGCGGCAGUAAGGCGUGGCUCUCCAGCUCAGGGGCAUGGAGCAGGUACGAGGAGGCGUGGAACAGGUUUAAAGACACAACUAUGUAAACUCAUGUUCAGACCUGACAUUGCAGCUUCGCCUCAACAUUAUAAAGAUGGCGUAUUCCACUGGCACCAUUGCAGCAGGCUGUUUUGGGAAAGUCUACAAAGAAAAGUACAAUGACACAUGGGCUGCGAUAAAGAGAGUUCCUCACCAGCUCAUCAGCAGGAAGGACCUGGAGAGAGAGUGUGAUGUGUACAAUAAGGCAGAGCACCCCAACAUAGUGAAGCUUCUGGGCAACAUAACACUCAAGGAUGGAAAAUGGGUGAUUCCCCUGGAGUUUAUCUUUGGCGAGGACUUAGAGACCACCAUCUUCAAAGCGGCAAAGUCAAAAAUACAGCUGACUCCAGCUAACAAAGGCAAAAUUAUCAUCGGCAUGUGUGAGGGGCUGCUUCACCUCCACAGCAAAGACAUUGUCCAUCAAGACCUCAAGCCCGAGAACAUCAUGGUAGAGCACAACACAAACAGAGCAGUAAUAAUCGACCUGGGAUUGGCAAAGUUCUUCCGAAAUGGUCUCAACUCUGCCAUGGACAUGGGCAAUGAGGCGUACUCGGCCCCCGAGGUGCUGCAGCGGGGCAACCAGCGUAGCCAGCGCUCAGAUGUGUGGGCCAUGGGCAAGAUCAUCGCCGAGCUCUGCGCCCGGAUUCGACUGCACACCCCCAGCGUCUGUCCCGCCAAGAUCAAGGAGACGCUCCGGGAUCAGCCGUACUGCCAUGCUGUCUGUAGGAUGGUGGAGAGCAAUCCCUCUCUCAGGGCCUCCAUGGCCGGGGUCAUGAGUGACAUAAGAAGGGCUGGAGGUGGAGGAAUCACUGCUGGGCCUCCGCCAAAGGACCACCUCCAGCCACCCGCACCCCGCACGAACAUCCGAGACCCCUCUCCAUCGCGAUUUAACAGGGAUCCAUCACCACUGAACAGGCGUCCAUCACCACUGGAAAGGUCUCCAUCACCAUUUAAAAGAGAUCUAUCACCAAUGAACAGGGGCCCAUCACCACUGAAUAGAGAUCUAUCACCAAUGAACAGGGGUCCGUCACCACUGAAUAGGGAUCUAUCACCAAUGAACAGGGGUCCGUCACCACUGGACAGGUCGCCAUCGCCGCUGAAAUGGGACCGCGCGCCUUCUCCCAAACCGGGCACCGCAGCGCUGCGUCCUCAGGCCGCAGUGCAUCGCCCUCUGUCCCCACACCUGACAGAGGGCAGGGACAAGGACAAGAGCCAGGCCGUGGUCCCGGCAGGCAAAGCAGGCCUCAGUGAAGACUUUAUGAAGAUGAUGCUCUACCAAGAGGCUUCCAAGGAUCUGCCCUGCGGCCUGCCGACGACAGGGAUGGUGCGGGUGCGGCGUUACGAGGAGAAAAAUGGGGAGGUUGAAACAUGGGAGCAGAAGGAGGUGGUGACGAAAGGUGGGAGGAUAGUCAAGUACGACAAUGUAAAGUUUAACAGCAAUUAGGAACUGGAGGUCUAUUUCAAGGAGAUACCAUUCAGGGGAUUACUCUCCCCACAGUGACUUGUAAAAUGCUGAGUGCAUGCUUGGCUGUAUGAUAAGCUAUGUGGAGGUCUGAAAAUUAAUUUCUGAAAUUUUCUUUUACAUAGGAGAGCAUACAAGAUACAUUUUCUUCAGGAGUGUAUUGAUUUUGUAUCAAAACCAAAAAAACAUGGUUUCUGCCAUCCUUGUUCAAUGAAAUGUACUGUAAUGUGUGAGGAACUGUGAUUUUUCUUUUUUCAUCACAGAUGUUGCAUGUGAUUUUUCUUUGUUGGGUUUUUUUUGGUAGGUCACAAAGCGAAAUGACAACAAACACAUUCAUAAUGUAGAACAUUUGACACUGCUUUUGAUUAAUAAUGUUAAGACUAAUAACAUUUUUCUCAAGGAGCACACACAGGCUUUGUGUUGCAACAUUGCACAACCUUUACAAAACAUUGUUGCAAAAGCCUCUCUCAACGUUUCCUGCUGGAUUGUUGAUGUAUGUUUAAAUUAAGAGGAGAGAACUUGCAUUUUAAGUCAGUUCAGAUUUUUCUUACCUCCAAAAAAUCAAAGACAAACGAAAACUGUGAGACGGGUGAUUUCCACAGAAUUAGGUGACGACCUCACUUUAAACUGUUGUUGUAUAGUUAAAAGGGGAUUCACCACAAAGUUAUAAAAAGAGUAUAAGAAAAAGUUUUCAGUCAUGUAGUAACGUGCUACAAUAUCGGGCCGUGUCAUGAAUUUGUAGGCAUGAGGAACAACUGUCUGUGAAUGUUUUCGAAUGUGUGAAUACUGUGGGUUAGGGUGACUUAUUUAAUUGUGGGUGUGAAACCACUGAAUAGGACGGUGAACAUGGCACAUGCAUUUUAAAACUAGCACAUUAUAUGUAUGUUCAUAAUUCAUCAUCAUCACAGACAGACCUGGUGUGCAGAGGCUGUGCAGCUGCAACACUCGUUUUCACAUUCUGGCUGUCGGGUAAAAGCCUCAUAACCCCCAGCGCUGAUUGUUGAUGUGAAAUUGGGGGAUCACACGGUCUUCUGUGGUUAAGUUCUACAACCCUCUGAGUGACAAAAACCUUUCAAACCCUGAAAAAAAGCAUGGCUGGCAAAGAACAAAACUGCUUUUCUUAUUUUCCAAGGAAGAGAUGCUUUUAUGAUGUAAGACUUUCACCAGAAAACAGCGAUUUGACAUAUGGAGGGAUUGUUCCUUUUGUAAUGAUCGCAUUUUUGAUCACAGCUGAAAAGCAAAU